AUGAAAUCUUCUGUUGCUCUUAUUGCCUUUUUGGCGCUCACCUCCGGCGCCCCUUCACGUGGCGUUCGGCACAAACAUCACGAUCACAAGCGUGAUAACGUUGUCACUGUUAUUGAGUAUGUUGAAAAAGUUACUCCACACGCAACAGAAGAAGCUUUUCCACACCCGACUGAAAAUUCUUCAGAACCUUCCGAAGUUCCUCCAAGUCCAACAAAAGACGCUUCGAGGCCUUCAGAAGCUCCCCCAAGCACUGCAGAAUUAUCCGUUUUUGGCGAUCUCGCCGCCUUUUCCGAGCCGCAUUCCGAAUUCGAGGACGGCAUCCAUGAUUGUGGCACGUUGCCCUUGGGCCAAGGUGUUAUCGCCGUGGACUGGAUUUCCGGAUUGACCGGAGGUUACACCACGAUCAUGAAUCUGAAUGGUGAUACUUCCAAUGUUUGCACAGAUGGCUUCUAUUGCUCGUACGCGUGCCGAGCUGGUGAGUCAAAAACACAAUGGCCGUUUCCGCAACCAGAAAGCGGCAUAUCCGUUGGCGGUUUGUUAUGUAAAAAGGGAAAGUUGUACAGACCAAAUACUUCGGAAAAAUUCUUGUGUGCCUGGGGCAAGAAUUCAGCAAGCUUUGUGUCUCAUAUCGAUCGGCAUAUCGCCAUCUGCCGAACCGAUUACCCUGGUUCCGAGAAUAUGAACAUUCCAACAUUUUUGAAAGCAGGCUCUACUGCUCCCGUCUCAGUUGUUGAUCAAGCGACCUACUAUCACACCUUUGAAAAUAAGAGAACAAGCACUCAAUACUAUGUCAAUAAUGCUGGUGUUUCUCUCCAAAAAGGCUGUGAUUGGGGCGACGCAGAAUCGAAGGUUGGAAAUUGGGCACCAUUGACUUUGGGUGCUAGCUUCUUUGAAGGGCUCACGUACUUGUCGUUAUCUCCUAACCCAGAGACAGAUGGAAUCCCCAACUUCAAUGCUAAGAUUGAAGCUAGUCCCGGGGCCAAAAUCGUGGGCUCUUGUUCUAUCCAGAAUGGUGUCUAUUACAGCGACGGAAAUGUCAUGAAAAACGGCUGUACCGUCACUGUUGUCAGCGGGUCAGCAAAUUUUGUUUUUUACUGA
Molecule: messenger RNA, 1098 nt
Organism: Metschnikowia bicuspidata var. bicuspidata NRRL YB-4993
Lineage: Eukaryota; Fungi; Ascomycota; Pichiomycetes; Serinales; Metschnikowiaceae
Gene: SIM1
Product: SUN family protein
Exons: 2
Coding region: 1-1098 (365 amino acids)
Biological process (GO): fungal-type cell wall organization
Cellular component (GO): fungal-type cell wall; cell surface
Source: RefSeq, a predicted model, not a curated record